CGAAGAAUUAGAAAACCGGCAUUAGACCGUCAAACCAGUCAAAAACCGGUCGGUUGAACCGAACCAGAAUCUAGCCGGUUUUUUUAAUUUCAUCAAAACGCCACCGUUUUGAUAGCUGAUGCCCCAAGCCCCUAACCAUUACCCAACCAACCGUAACUCCAUCACUCCACAGUCCACACCACGGCGCAGCACACAGUCCCUCCCAUCACCCUCGAGCUCGUGCUUCCUCUCACCGCCAGCGACCUCAGUCCCUCACUUCCGUCCAGCCGCCGGACUGCUCCCGCCGCCGUCGCAAGUUGUAGUCGAAGCCACCUUCGCCAUCGUGCAGCUACCGUUUCAGCUUUGGAAGCACCGUCGCCGGGCUCGCCUCCUGCCUCCGUCGCGCAGCUCUGUUCCACCGGUUAGCGCUGUUCCCCCCUCUUGCUCAGGAUCUGCUCUGCUCUGUUCUUGUCGAAGACUGUUUCCAUAAGUGACCAGGCCACUGCUCUUGUCGAAGCCGGAGUGCCGGUUAUUCGCUUGGCCGCCGGAGAACCUGAUUUCGAUACACCUGCCGUCAUAGAUGAGGCUGGGAUUAAUCGUAUUCGCGAAGGAUACACACGGUACACCCCUAAUGCCGGAAAAUUUGAAUUGCGCAGAGCGAUUUGUCAUAAGUUGACGGAGGAGAAUGGAAUUACAUAUACUCCUGAUUGGAUUGUGGUAAGCAAUGGAGCAAAGCAGAGUAUUGCUCAGGCAGUGCUUGUAGUUUGUUCACCCGGCGAUGAGUUGAACUACGGUUAGAUCGGUUGGAUCAGUAAACCAGUGAACUAGUGACUAGAACGGUUUGAUGAUCGGUCCGGUUCUCAGAACCUUGCUCCUUCCUCUUCCUCAGUGUCUCAGUCUCGUCAGUCGCACUCUCGCACUCAAGCUCUCUUGUCUCCGGUCUCUCUCACUGCCUCCGGUCUCGCACUCAAGCUCAUCGUAGCUCUCUGUCUCCUCACUGUCUCUCAGUCAGCGCGCGCAACUCGUCAUCGCUGGCGGCAGAAGCAGCACGUCCCGGGGCUGGACGUUGUUCUCGUAUUUUUGCUUUGAGCCUUGCAUCAGCUUCCUCCUCGCCGUCAGCAGCUGGUCCCCGAUUUGCCUCACAUGGUGGUUAGAGCACUGAACUUCAUCUUCCAUUCAUGCCCUCCUCCUCUCCGCCUUUCCUCCUCCUUCUGUUGCUCCCCCGCCUUCCUCCCUCCGCAUCCUCUUUCCUCCGAUUAUGGCGGCCGCAGGAUGCCGUUUUGCGUGGCACAAAAGGCUUCUGGGGACGUGUUUGGGAACAUAAUCGAUGUGCCUCUUCAUUUUCCGUCCAUCCAAACACGCCCCAUUUUGUUCAUAAUAUGCUUGACCUUAACUCCGAACUGAAGCAACUUGUGAAAUGUUCUCAACUGCAUAAAGCAAGGCACAUGUUUGAUAAAAUGCCUCACAGAGAUGAGGUUUCAUGGACCACAAUAAUAGCUGGUUAUGUCAAUUCUUCAGACCCUUUUGAAGCGUUGAUCUUGUUCUUAAAUUUGUGGAUCCAGCCUGGUCUUCAAAAAGACCAGUUUAUGAUUAGUGUUGCACUCAAGGCUUGUGCUCUUGGCAUGAACAUAUAUUUCGGGGAAUCAUUGCAUGGAUUUUCUGUGAAGUCAAGUUUGGUAGACUCGGUAUUUGUCAGCAGUUCACUAGUGGACAUGUAUAUGAAAGUAGGCAAAGUAGAGCAUGGUUGCAAAGUCUUUGAAGAAAUGGAAACCCGAAACGUGGUAUCGUGGACGUCCAUUAUUGCAGGGCUUGUUCAUGGUGGUUAUAGUAUAGAGGGAUUAUUGUACUUCUCUGAAAUGUGGAGAUCAAAAGUGGGUUGUGAUUCAUAUGCAUUCGCCAUCGCUUUGAAAGCAUCUGCUGAUUCGAAUUCUUUAGAUUGUGGGAAAGCUAUUCACACACAAACAAUAAAACAAGGGUUUGAUGAGAGCUUGUUUGUGAUUAACACCCUUGCUUCCAUGUAUAAUAAAUGUGGAAAACCAAGUUAUGUCAUGAGAUUGUUCCAAAAAAUGAGGAUGCCAGAUGUAGUUUCAUGGACAACCCUUAUUACAACAUAUGUGCAGAUGGGAGAAGAAGAGAAUGCAGUGGAUGCAUUUAGAAGGAUGAGAAAAUCAGGGGUUAGUGCCAAUCAAUACACUUUUGCAGCAGUAAUUUCUGCAUGUGCAAAUCUUGUUGUUAAAGAAUGGGGCCAGCAGAUACAUGGCCAUGUAUUGCAUCUAGGUCUGGUGGAUGCCUUGUCAGUGUCGAAUUCCCUCAUUACACUUUAUUCAAAAUGUGGGAUGUUAACUUCGGCUUCAAUGGUGUUUUGUAGUAUGGCUAUAAAAGAUAUUAUUUCUUGGAGCACUAUAAUUGCAGUUUAUUCUCAAGCAGGUUAUGCAAAAGAAGCUUUUGACUAUCUAUCAUGGAUGAGAAGGGAAGGGCCAAAACCGAAUGAAUUUGCUCUUGCUAGCUUGCUUAGUGUGAGUGGAAGCAUGGCGCUUCUUGAGCCUGGGAAGCAGGUGCAUGCUCAUGUCCUAUGCAUUGGCCUGGAUCAUGAAGCAAUGGUUCAUAGUGCACUAAUCAGUAUGUAUUCAAAAUGUGGGAGUCUAAAAGAAGCUUCUAAAGUAUUUGAUGGGACUAAAACUAAUGACAUUAUAUCAUGGACAGCCAUGAUCAAUGGGUAUGCUGAACAUGGAUGCAGCCAAAAGGCAAUUCAUUUAUUCGAGAAGAUUCCCAGUAUUGGUUUAAAACCGGACUAUGUGACUUUCAUUGGGGUUUUGACAGCUUGUAGCCAUGCUGGAUUGGUUGAUCAAGGUUUCCACUACUUUAUGUCAAUGAUUGACGAGUAUCGGAUCAGUCCUUCAAAAGAGCACUAUGGUUGCAUGAUUGAUCUUCUAUGCAGAGCAGGAAGAUUGAGUGAAGCUGAGCUUAUGAUAGGAAGCAUGCCUUUCUGUAGUGAUGAUGUUGUGUGGUCUACCUUACUUAGAGCCUGUAGGGUUCAUGGGGACAUUGACAGAGGAAGACGAGCAGCAGAAAAAAUACUUUCUUUGGAUCCGAAUUCUGCAGGAACUCACAUCACCCUGGCUAACAUAUAUGCUGCCAAGGGGAGAUGGGAGGAAGUUGCGCACAUAAGGAAGCUAAUGAAGUCAAAGGGGGUAAUAAAAGAGCCAGGUUGGUCUUGGAUAAAUGUCAAUGAUCACUUACAUUCAUUUGUUUCUACGGAUCAGUCUCAUCCACAGAGCGAAGAUAUCAUAGCCAUUCUAAAACUACUAAGUUCAAGAAGAGGAGACUCUUUGCUGGAAACAUGUUCAAGUGAAGAUGUUGAAGAUUAGCAACAGGCUAAAUUUUCUAUCAUUGUGCUUGUGCUACAAUCACAAUUUUUCCAUUAGCAUUCAUUACAUUACAUAGAUUUCAAAUGAUUGUUGGGAAUUGGUUGCCCAACUGCAAUCACAUGAACGCUCAAAAUCCAGCUUAUACCAGGUUUCUAUGGAAUUUGAAACUGAGACAUCAUUUAAAUUACUUCAAAGAUAUUUUGAGGGAUGAAAGAAAUUAAUCAAGAGGAAUACGAUCAAUACUAGAAUCAAGCUUUACUAGUUAACUUAGCCUCAAAACCCUUCUUUCUUCGGCACAGGUAUGCAUUCCCUCAUGCAUUAUUGAUAAAAUUGGCUUUCUAUUGUUGGCAUGGAAUAAGUUUAUGCAUAUAAUGUCAGAAACUAAUUUUUCUAUUGGUGCAAUGAGUCUAGAAAUUAACUAACGUGAUUCGAGAUAUGCAGGGGACUGAAGAGAAUAGCAAAGUUGGCUUUUUACACAAAACCACAUUCACAAUUUUGAACUAAUAUUCCAAUUAAGGUGAAUUCUAUGGUGUCUAUUACUUGGUACCUAAAUUAACUAACUUGUUCUUUUAUAGUAAAUUUUAAAUAUUUAAAAAUUAUUUACUUUUAUACUUUUUAAAAAUUAAGCAUCACCUUUUAGGCAUCAUAACAAUCACCUCCAAUUUAAUAAGAAUUCUUUACGGGAGAUAGUGGGUUGCCUCCUUGUAUAUAUGAAGUUUGUGUGUUGUGGGUAAAAAUCAUAGUUCAUCUAGGUUUAUUUUGACGUGUACUAUUUUUAUUUAUUUAUUUAUUUUUUUGCGAAAGCAGCUUUGGAGCAAUGGCGGGUAUCGGCGGGGAUUUACCCGUCUGGGGACGGAUAUCGGGGGAUUUUUCUAUCCGCGGGGAUGGGGAACGAGUACCCGUUAAAUAAAUUCCUGCCCCUUGGGUACCCGUAUAUUACCCGUUUCUGUAAAAUGACUAAAUUAUCACUUAUAUAUGGAGAAACCCAUUUUUUGAUCAUCCUCUCUGCGCCGCAUCCCUCCCUCCCCGCACAUUCUACCAACUCUCACCGCCCUCUCACUCACUGUCGCCACCUCAUCGUCGCCGUGUCCUACACUGCGCUCGUUCAACAGCGUCGCCACCUCCUACUCCAUGCUCGUUCAUCGUUGUCGCGGCUUCCUAAUUGGUCUUCCUCAUCAUUGCUGCCUCCAGCCGAAUCGUCACCAGCAGCCUUUUCACCGCUCAUCAUAGCUGCUCCCGCAGCCUCGUUGUCUACGCUGCAUCAUUCUUUCCUUCUGUCUCACCACCUCUUGUAUGUCGCCACCUUCUGUACUAAGUCCCUUUCUCUAAUUAGUUUCU
Molecule: messenger RNA, 4685 nt
Organism: Arachis ipaensis
Lineage: Eukaryota; Viridiplantae; Streptophyta; Magnoliopsida; Fabales; Fabaceae
Source: RefSeq, a predicted model, not a curated record